This is a messenger RNA of Cryptococcus wingfieldii CBS 7118, 681 nucleotides long. RefSeq lists its product as hypothetical. The transcript is spliced from 8 exons. The record is from RefSeq and is a predicted model, not a curated record. The coding region runs from base 1 to 681 and encodes 226 amino acids. Lineage: Eukaryota; Fungi; Basidiomycota; Tremellomycetes; Tremellales; Cryptococcaceae.
AUGGCCGAACAAAUUGACAACAAGCAGGCUUCUACCUUCACCCCCAUUCACCCCUUUGACAUGGAUACCCCGAAGAGCUGGGGUUCUACCAUCGCUUUGAUGAACUGGGACACUGACAAGAUCGUGUUCUCCAAGCGCUCCCUGUUGGAAUUCCUCAAGUGUGUCAUACCCAAAGUUGUCGUUCCAGAGCUGAUAUGGUUGCUCAGGUCUGCCGACGUGACUGUCAACCAGAACUUUACUGAAAUCCAGAAGCUACCCAAAUACGCUACGUUUGGCAAGUUCUCUCAGGCCGCUACCGACGCCGCCGUCGCCGACCUUGUUGACGCUGAGAUCGGUGAUCCCACCCACGCCUCCAAUGUACCCUCUUCCAAGGCCACCGUCCCUCGCGGCAAAACCGGAGUCAACAUUUUCCCCGAAGAGUACGAGGAGGAGGACGCCUUGUCCCUCGCACCUCCCAGAGACGGUGGCGACGGUGUCGAUCUGGAAGUGGAGAGGCUUGAGAAGCUGAGGAUCCAUGUGGAGAAGCAGAAGGAGGGCGGAGCUACUAUCGAGGAAGUGACGAAAGAUGCGAGUGGAAACCGAGUCAGCAACCCUCCCCCUGGUUUCAAGCCCACCAGGAAGGUCACCCAGGCCCCAGGCGGCAAGUCUUCUGUUGGGUCUAUCUUGUUCGGCGACGACUAG